AUGUGGCUUGCCAAUGUGCUUCAGCUGUUCCUGGCGCUUGGUACGGUUUCUUGGGCAAUCCACACUCCCAAUGUCUUUAUGUACGAAGAUUGGUAUUGGUCCGAGCUUGGGUACAACCGAUCCGGCUAUGAUGCGCUCGUGGCGGUUAAGGGGCAGGCCGAUCUUCCUAUGAAGUGGGAUCCGCAGAGCACUGCCCCGGAAUUCUUAGGGUUCUUAUUCUGGAAUCUUCAGGUCCUGUACUCCUGCUUCCUCAACCUUGUCCUCCCAAGGUCUGAAACCAUCGCGCUGGCGUCAUCACCAGCUUGCGGCACUGCUCCGCGCAUGAUGCGAGUGCCCGAGAACAUUUGCCAGGAACGCGCCGUUUGCAAAGGCGGCGCUUCAAUGACAAAGGACUCCUGGGGUGUGGUUCAGAACCGGUCUCGCGCACUUUUUUCCCGCUUCAGACGCCGAAUGUCCGUCAUGGAGCAUCUGCUCAGCAGCGUGAGAGCUGGUUCUGACACGCUGAGCAUGCAAAGCACGAUGAGCUCAAUUCAUGCUGCUGCGGCUCUGCUCACCACCCUUCCUUCAAUGUUCCUCACAUGCGUCGAUGCGGACAGGCUUCUUUACGACAGAGCAGAUAUCUUUCGGAAGCAGAGCAAGGACUUGAUGGAACAGACCUAUUUUGCUUUCAUGGUGGAUUACACUGGCGGCCCACAGCCUUCUCAUGUCAUCUUCCAUCCUGACGGGGGACAUUGCGGAGGCCGCCACCAGCGUGCCCAUGUAGUACGUUCCUUACUUGAUGCGUGCCUCACCAUGAAGGCGUGGACGUCAUCGUCUGUGUCGCCGCCUUCAACUUGCCUUAGUGCCGUGGAGGUCGGAACGCGGGAAGGAUUGACUGCGAGACACCUCUUGCACACGCUUCCUUGCUUACACCUGCUAAGCGUUGACAAGCUCGUGCUGCCAGAAGCCCGUGUCAAUCUGCACAUGUUUGGGAAUCGGAGCACAUUGUGGGAACUCACAUCAGAGGCAGCUGCCGAGCACUUGCCACCACAGUCAGUGGAUUUGGUGUUCAUUGAUGCCUUGCACACGUACGAGGCAGCAUACCAAGACAUUCUCUUGUGGGCCCCAAAGGUCGUGCCAGGGGGUAUCGUUUCCGGCCAUGACUAUAGCCACUACUUUCCUGGCGUAAUCCGGGCUGUGAAUGAGUAUGUCGCAAACCUGGGUGGUUCAGUGCUACAUCUUGGCGUUGACUACGUCUGGUGGGUUCGCGUUUGA
This is a messenger RNA of Symbiodinium natans, 1254 nucleotides long. NCBI's taxonomy places the organism in Eukaryota, Dinophyceae, Suessiales, Symbiodiniaceae. The record is from the annotation of a GenBank genome assembly.